GUUGAGAUGAUAAACAUCAGCCGCGGCGGUGGGCUCUACUGUUGAGAUGAUAAACAUCAACGGCGGUAUUUCACUCUUGCUAAAUCUUCGUCUUAUAAGUGGGUCCCGCCAAUGAAGGGGCCGACUUCCCAUAACCGUAAGAUCUUGGUGACGCACGAACAUGAAGGAUGUGCGAUGGGCAGCACUCAUUCGUUGCAAGCAGUGUAUUUUAUGUCGCAUGCUUCCAAACGUCAUGGAUCUGAUAGUACUUGCGCAUUUAGAAAGGGAAUCGAGGAUAUGCUGACACGUGGAGGACUUUGAUUGGUUUUGUGAGGAUGGGAUUUAAAGGCUGGGCUAUCCAUCAUCCGUCUUUUGUGUGGUGUGUGGUGCAAGGCAAAUGGUGGUGGGUCCUGUAAUGAGAUCUCAUUUCAUAUAUUUUCCCCUGAAAUAGACAUAGCUUCACUUCACUACAGCAAAAUGUCCCUUUCUCUGCAUACACAAGGCAGUUGCUGCUCUUCUUCCUCCUUCCUCUCUCCUUCCUGAACGAAAAUGGCCACCAUCAUUGCAAGCACUCCCACUUCAUCCGUAGCGGGUGCUGCUGCCCUUGUUCGCAAGGUGAAGACCAUGGCCUCUUCGUCGUCGACUGUUCUUGGUUUGCCAGUGAUGGCGAGGGGGCGAGUGAGGUGCUCUGCAGAGGAGAAGCCAUCCACAUGCCAGAUGGGUAUGGAUAUGGGCAUGAGUGCUUCAUUGAUCCCAGCAGCAUGCGCAGCGACCAUGUCGGGACCAGCCCUAGCUCUGGUGGAUGAACGGAUGACCACUGAAGGAACUGGGCUUAGCUUGGGCGUGAGCAACAACCUCCUUGGGUGGAUCCUAUUGGGUGUGUUUGGCCUCAUUUGGACACUCUACUUUGUGUACACUUCCACCUUUGAAGAGGAUGAAGAUUCAGGAUUGUCACUCUAAGUGGGCCCCACUAGUGUAAAAAGACAUUUGAUAUAAACAGAGGGCUUAAGACCUUGGUCCCCUUGUAUGUUUGCA
Magnolia sinica is the source of this 1014-nucleotide messenger RNA. Its product is annotated as photosystem II reaction center W protein, chloroplastic-like. Gene Ontology annotation, biological process: photosynthesis. The coding region runs from base 529 to 939 and encodes 136 amino acids. The record is from RefSeq and is a predicted model, not a curated record. Gene Ontology annotation, cellular component: chloroplast; photosystem II. NCBI's taxonomy places the organism in Eukaryota, Viridiplantae, Streptophyta, Magnoliopsida, Magnoliales, Magnoliaceae. The transcript has 2 exons.